AUGGAGAACACCCACAAACUAGUACUAAUUGUGACUUUAUCCUUUUCUUUUGCUAUAUUCAUUGUUUUAGCUUUGAUUUGUGUCUAUAGAAGAAAAGGGUCCCAAAAAGAUGAAUCUUGGGACAAAGAAGCAAGCCUUGAACAUAAAGAAAAAGGUGUGCAAGAAAUGGAAAUCAAUGGGGAUUUGAUUAGGUUUCAUGGUGGUGAAGAUCUCACAAGUGUUGAUAUACUGGAUGCCCCUGGUGAAGUUAUUGGAAAAUCUAGUUAUGGGACUUUGUACAGGGCUAAUUUGGUGAGGAAUGGUUCAGUAGUUUGUUUGAGAUUCUUGAGACCAACUUGUACAGAAAAGGUACAAGAUUUGAUGCCAGUGAUACAACUUUUAGGGUCAAUUAGACAUCCUAAUUUGGUCCCUAUAUGUGGGUUCUAUUCUGGAACUAGAGGUGAGAAGCUUCUUGUUCAUCCCUUUUAUGGGAGAGGAAAUUUGGCUCAAUUCAUUAAAGAUGAAAAAGACGAAUGUCACAAAUGGACAGUCAUUUCUAGGAUAUCAAUGGGCAUUGCUAGAGGAUUAGAUUAUCUACAUACAGGAUUUCAGAAACCGAUAAUCCAUGGAAAUCUCAAGUCAAAGAACAUACUCUUGGGCCAAAAUCAUCAGCCAUUUGUAUCAGAUUUCGGUCUACACGCCCUCCUGAAUCCAUCUGCAACUCAAGAAAUGCUAGAACAAGCUGCUAUCGAGGGGUAUAAAGCACCCGAAUUAAUCAAAAUAGAAGAUAUGAAUGAGUUGACAGAUAUCUACAAUCUUGGACUGAUUUUACUAGAAUUACUUACCGGAAAGGAACCUGUUAACAACAAAGCAAACCCUGAUCAAGAUUCUUAUCUGGAAACCUCGCUGAGGAACGCAAUCUUGGAUCAUCGGAUAUCGGAUUUGUACCAUCCCGACAUUCUGCUUGAUGAAAACAGUGGUAAUGGAAGUUUGAUAAACGAAGAUCGUGUUCUGGGAUUCUUUCGGCUCGCAAUGGCUUGUUGUUCUCCAUCACCUGCUCUAAGGCCCAACAUAAAACAGAUUUGCAAGAAACUUGAAGGAAUUUGACAGCAUGGAAAUCAAAGGGAAAUUGUCGAAAAUAGCCGAUGUGACCCCUCUUUUCACUUUAUCGUCAUCUUUCCAACAUAUAGAAUGAAAUAGCCGAUUCAAUAUAAUAU
Molecule: messenger RNA, 1196 nt
Organism: Cynara cardunculus var. scolymus (artichoke)
Lineage: Eukaryota; Viridiplantae; Streptophyta; Magnoliopsida; Asterales; Asteraceae
Product: putative kinase-like protein TMKL1
Exons: 2
Coding region: 1-1086 (361 amino acids)
Biological process (GO): protein phosphorylation
Molecular function (GO): protein kinase activity; ATP binding
Source: RefSeq, a predicted model, not a curated record